This is a messenger RNA of Colletotrichum higginsianum IMI 349063, 1506 nucleotides long. Its product is annotated as Histone acetyltransferase. The transcript has 2 exons. Bases 1 to 1506 code for a protein of 501 amino acids. Gene Ontology annotation, biological process: regulation of DNA-templated transcription. The record is from RefSeq and is a predicted model, not a curated record. Gene Ontology annotation, molecular function: histone acetyltransferase activity. NCBI's taxonomy places the organism in Eukaryota, Fungi, Ascomycota, Sordariomycetes, Glomerellales, Glomerellaceae.
AUGGCGGCGCAUGGCGCUAACGGCGAGCCCACUGUCGGCUCCAGCGAGCCUCGACAGAAGGGCAAGGCCACUCCGGAGACCAUCAGAGUAGGAUGCAUCGCCAUGGUCAGAAAAGAGGGUAUACCGCGUAGGGCCGAAAUUCUCAGUAUCAAAGAAACGAAAAGCGGGCGACAGUUCUACUGUAACUUUGAUAACUUCAACAAGCGUCUCGACGAAUGGGUGCCAACGAUUCGCAUCGAUUUCGAUCACGAUGUUGAGUGGCCUUUACCCGAGAAGGAAAAACCCAAGGACCCCAAGACCAAGAAGGGCGUCGCCACAUCCAAGAAGCAGAUCUCCAAGAAAUCCCAAAAGAGGCCCGGGAAGAGGGAGCAGUCGGCGCCGUCCGAGGCCCCUACCCCACACCCAUGGAGCGAGUUUGUUGAGUCACAAAGUCAGAGAAUGACGCCCACAGUCGAGGAUAGCAACAGCCAAACACCAGCGACAGGCGAUGCGACCGCUACGCCCGCGGCAGGGGGCGACGAGAUGGAGAUCGACCUAGAAGAGGAGGUCCAAAAGAAGGACCUACUCAAUGGCUUCAGCCGCGAAGACGAGAUCGAGAAGCUCAGAACACACGGCUCCAUGACACAAAAUCCGGCUGAGAUCUCACGAAUCCGAAACAUCUCCAAGGUGCAGUUCGGAAAACACGACCUGUUCCCCUGGUAUUUUUCACCGUACCCUGAGAUUUUCAACCAGGAAGAUGUUAUUUUCAUAUGCGAAUUCUGUCUCGGGUACUACGGUGACGAAAAGUCCUUCACAAGGCAUCGGCGCAAGUGCACCUUGCAGCACCCACCCGGCAACGAGAUCUACCGGGACGAAUCGGUGUCUUUCUUCGAGAUCGAUGGUAGGAGACAGCGGACCUACUGUCGCAAUCUGUGUUUGCUGUCCAAGAUGUUCCUUGACCACAAGACACUCUACUACGAUGUCGACCCCUUCUUAUUCUACGUCAUGACAACUCGGGACGAUAAGGGCUGUCACAUCAUUGGAUAUUUUUCCAAGGAAAAGGAGAGUGCCGACGGCUACAACGUUGCUUGUAUUCUCACGCUGCCCCAAUACCAACGAAAAGGUUACGGUCGCUUGCUGAUUCAGUUUUCGUACGAGCUGUCCAAGAUUGAGGGCAAGCUGGGGUCGCCCGAGAAGCCUCUCUCUGAUUUGGGCCUGCUGAGUUACCGCCAGUACUGGGGUGAGAAUAUCUUGGACCUUCUAGUAGGAUACAAUGAGCGUGACGAAAAGACGACGAUCGAAACCAUUUCAACGGCGCUUGCCAUUAUCCCACAGGACGUGGAACACACACUACAGGCGCUUAAGAUGCAGGUGUACCACAAGGGCGAGCACAAGAUUGUGAUACCGGAGAAGCUGAUACAGCAAAGAGAGAAGCAAAAAGUGAAGCAGAAGAGGCUUAUCGAUCCUAGCAAGAUCCAGUGGAAGCCGCCUGUGUUCACUGCUUCAACGAGGACAUGGGGAUGGUAG